AUGGCUGAGGGUCAACCUCCGGAGCCGAACGUUCAGUUACUUGUCGAUCCUGUAGAGCCAGUCGUGAAUCCACCGGUCGUGAACCCGCUAGUUGUGAAUCCGCUGGGUGUGAAUCCACCGAAUGGCAACCAGAAUGUUAAUGUCGCUCAGCCUCAGGAACUGGAGGUAGUUCUCUUUUAGUUGUUAUGAAUUCUUUCGUGGCAUAUUUCUCUUGUCUGUCGUAUCUUUCAGGUUCUUCACACAGCAUGGUGGAGAGAAUAACGGAAAUCUUUUCGGAAGAUUGUCGGGCUAUUCCGCGUGGCUAGUUAACGAACUAGCGUUCGGUGUCUGGCUUGUGGCUGGAGGAACGCCGUGGAUUCGCUUAUUUUGUAUUUCUUUCGGCCUUUGUGGUCGUUGGAUGGUUACAAAACCGUACGAGCAAGGUGGCCGAUUUGUUCGGCGGUGGCUAGUUGAUGGAUUAGCGGUCGGCGUCUGGCUCUUGGCUAGAGGAACGCGGUGGACUCGCUUGUUUGUAUUUUCUUCGGCCUUUGUGGUCGUUGGAUGGUUACAAACCGUACAGGCGAGGUGGCCGAUUUGUUCGGCGGUGGUUGGUUGACGGACCAGCGUUGGGCGUUUAGCUUUUAGCUAGAGGAAUGCUGUGGACUCGCUUAUUGUACAAGCGACGUGGCCGUUUUGUUCGGCGGUGACAUCUAGCUUUUGGCUAGAGAGACGCCGUGAAUUUGCUUAUUUGUAUUUCCUUCAGCCUUUUUGCGGUCGUGGGAUGAUUACGAAUGGUGACAGCGAGGUGUCAUUUGUGUUUUGUCUUUUCCUUCGGCUGAUGUGGCCUUUGGAUGUUUGUUAUGAGUUAUGAUAAUGGGUCAUCGUUAAUUGUUGAACGUUGCUAGGUCGUCUUACUUGUAUUUUCUCCUUUGGCUGUGCCUGCCGAAGGAUGUUUAUACAUGGUAACGCGGGAAGUUACGUGAUGUUUUUGUUUUUUCACGAGGCCUGUAAUGAGGUUUUUUAUGCAUAACACUAAGUGCUUCGCACAUUGAGGUGGGCGGUGAUUAAGAGUCUCUUGGUUCCUUUGCAGAGAUUGUGUGAGGAGGUGAGACAGUUAAAGCAGUCAGUGGAGGCAGUAACCAACGCGUCGCCUGAGAAGCUCGUGGAACAGAUCUUGGCUUAUGCUUCCCGCCCGUUGACAGAGUUUAACAAGUAUGAGGUGCUUGAGAUGUUGGAGACUCUGCAUAACAAGGCCGCUGACCGUAAUCAUGACAGGAAGAACUGCUAUCGGCUCGUUCAUCAGUCGGCGAGGAAAAGGUGGAGUUGUCGAAGGACCACUUCAAGGACCUUGUUAUGCGCCUAUUAG
Molecule: messenger RNA, 1345 nt
Organism: Porites lobata
Lineage: Eukaryota; Metazoa; Cnidaria; Anthozoa; Scleractinia; Poritidae
Source: the annotation of a GenBank genome assembly